Molecule: messenger RNA, 408 nt
Organism: Cladocopium goreaui
Lineage: Eukaryota; Dinophyceae; Suessiales; Symbiodiniaceae
Source: the annotation of a GenBank genome assembly
AUGCCGCCUCAUUUGGAGUCUGAUGAUGUGGAUGAUAUCAAGACAGGGACAUAUGUCUACUGGAUGAAGGCAAACGAGGAUGUGGCCGAAAGGGGUGAACUUGGUGAAGUGGUUCGGGUUGAUGACAACGGCAGGAGGAAGGUAAGUUUCCCCAAGGGCAACUUCAGCAUAGAGGCUCGUCAGCUGAAUGUCUCCGACUUCCAGAAAGGAACAUUUGUGCACAUGACAGAUGAAGACACCGAUUUGAUUGGUGAGAUCAAGGAGUUGGACAAUGGAAAGUUGCAGGUUGAUUUUGAAGGCAAGCAAAAGAUGCUUGGCAUUGAGAUGUCGUGCUUAUUCGUGCUGGAUGCUGCAGGACUGACUAUUCGAAUCUAUUCGAACUACUCCCAUCUGGUCUCCAAAGGAUAG